Paramecium sonneborni is the source of this 492-nucleotide messenger RNA. NCBI's taxonomy places the organism in Eukaryota, Ciliophora, Oligohymenophorea, Peniculida, Parameciidae. The record is from the annotation of a GenBank genome assembly.
AUGUCUAAUAGUUCAAAUUUUAUAGGAGUACAGUAUAAUUGUUUUCGAAAAAGAGUUGAAACAAAAGAAAUAGAUUUAUCUUUCAACUUUGUGAGCAAUAAUAGUUUUGAUAACGACUAAAUUGGAAGAAAUUACUUUUCAAGAAUUAUGUCAAGAAGAAAUGGUAAUAAACGAAUUGACACUCAGGAAUCAUCAAUGACUAUAAGAAAGCAGUUGAGAUUUCCUACAUUAGAAUCAAAAUAAACAAUAAAAAAAACAGAAAUUGGAAAAAGCAUAGGGUUCUAAAUUUAACCAAUGUAAAUGUAACUAAAAAUCUGUAAUCUAAAACCUCCUGAAUCAUUUACAAUAGAAGAUCUUUAAGAUCAAAAAAGAGCUUAUUGUAUGAAAUAAUAUAGAAAGUAUCAACAAUAAAGAUUAUUUCAAUAAUUGAUUAUUAAAAAUUAAAGCAUAAAAGAAACCAUCUAAACAUGGAUAUAAUCCUAAAAAAAAUGA